AUGUCUAUGUCAUCUGAGCUAGCCGCCGGCAUCGAGGAAAAACUUCACCUCGAUGCCUCGCAGAAACCACCGGAAGAUAUUUCUGCGUUCCAGCGCAUGCUCUCUGCGUGCCUGGGCUCGUUCAUCACAUCUCUAGUGGUUACGCCUUUCGAUGUGGUUCGCAUUCGCAUCCAGCAACAAGAGGUCAUUCCUCAGGACUACCAAUGUUGCAGUGGAGGAUCAAAGUCCCAGCCCAAAGGCCCAGGUAUCUUCUGGAUCAACGAACACUACUGUAACUCUGCAGAAAAGUGUCCACGAAUCACCUCCACAUUCCAAGGCAUGUCAAGUAUUGCGCGUAAUGAGGGCCUACCCACUCUCUGGCGUGGUCUAAGUUUGACGUUGUUUAUGGCAAUCCCAUCCAACAUCAUAUACUUCACAGGAUAUGAGUAUAUCCGCGACCGGUCGCCUUUGGUGGAGCACCCACUCAAUCCUCUUAUUUGUGGCAUGUUCGCGCGAACUAUGGCAGCAACAACCGUUGCUCCCGUUGAGCUUUUGAAGACAAGACUCCAAUCCAUUCCUUCUGAAGUACGUGGUGACCAGCGAAGCCGAAUCUUCUCACAUUUGCUCAAGGAUGCAGCUGCUUCGUUUCGCAGCCGUGGAGUGGGUUCGAUGUUCACUGGCUUGAAGAUCACCCUCUGGCGAGAUGUACCGUUCCUGGGAAUAUAUUGGCUGUGCUAUGAGCUUUUCAAAGACCGUAUUGGAGGAGCCAUGGGCGUUGAUUUCAACGAGAAUGCUGCGCAGCAAGAUGAUUUAAAAGUGUUUACGACGAGUUUCCUCUCCGGUUCUUUUGGAGGAGUGAUUGCGGCGUUUUUCACCAAUCCCUUUGAUGUCGGCAAAACUAGACUUCAGAUAGCGACCGAAGAAAAGAAAUUGGUCGACAAGAGGAAACCAACUAUGUUCAAGUUCCUUUUUGAAAUUUACCAAAAGGAGGGCCUUCGGGCUUUGUAUGGCGGUUUCGGAGCCCGAGUGAUGAAAAUUGCUCCUCUGUGCGCCAUAAUGAUAUCAUCCUAUGAGAUUGCCAAGAAGAUCUUCAAGGACAAGUUGUAA
This is a messenger RNA of Clavispora lusitaniae ATCC 42720, 1086 nucleotides long. It is a transcript of the gene MTM1, whose product is annotated as Mtm1p. Gene Ontology annotation, cellular component: mitochondrion. The record is from RefSeq and is a predicted model, not a curated record. Gene Ontology annotation, biological process: mitochondrial transmembrane transport. NCBI's taxonomy places the organism in Eukaryota, Fungi, Ascomycota, Pichiomycetes, Serinales, Metschnikowiaceae.